UGUAUAUGUGUGUGUACGAGUGUGUUUACAAGUGUGUUUACGAGUGUGUGUACAAGUGUGUAGCCACCGGCUGCUCGUCGUCUCCAUGGAGGACGUGCAGGGCUCCAGGCGGGUGGAGCUGAAUGACGGUACCUGGAUGCCUCUCCUGGGUCUCGGGACGUGGAAGUCCUCCCAUCUCCCCCGCACCACCUCGGUCCAGGGCGCGGUGGAGGCCGCCAUCGCGGCGGGCUAUCGCCACAUCGACACCGCCCACAGCUACCGGAACGAGGUGGACAUCGGCAAGGCGCUGCGCUCCAAGGUGCAGCAGGGCGUCGUCCGGCGGGAGGACAUGUUCGUGGUCAGUAAGCUGUGGUGUACCCAUCAUGCCCCAGAGGACAUCCCAAAAUGCCUGGACCAGUCCCUGAAGGACCUCCAGCUGGACUACCUGGACCUUUACCUCGUGCACUUCCCCGUUGGCCUAAAGAAUACGGGAGACGAGCUUUUCCCAAAGAAGGACGGCGUGAUGCUGACGUCUGACAUCGACUACGUGGACGUCUGGAGGGGGAUGGAAGCCCUGCAGGCCUCGGGCAAGGUGAGGAGCAUCGGGGUGUCCAACUUCAGCACCCUGCAGCUGGAGAGACUGCUGGCUCUGUGCAGGGUGCCCCCUGCUGUCAACCAGGUUGAGCUUCAUCCCUACUUGGUGCAGACGGAGAUGAUCGACUUCUGUCACUCCAAGAACAUCGCCCUGACGGCCUACAGCCCCUUCGGCUCGCCGCAGAGACCCCCACAGAUGUUCAGAGGAGACCUGGAUCCACAUCGGCUCCUGGAGGAACCAGUCGCAGCCGGUAUCGCCCAGAAGCAUCGACGCAGCACUGCACAGGUGUUGCUCAGGUACCACGUGCAGCAGGGCAUCGCCGUCAUCCCUAAGAGCGACAAGCCUCAUCGCAUCCUGGAGAACACAAAGAACGUUGAGACAGUACUCCUCCAAUUCCCUCAUUGGAAGCAUCCACCUCGACCAUAAACUGGCGCUGGGGAUCUGGAAUGGUGAGUAUGGGAGCUGAUGUGAAUCUAUCUCUGAGAAGUUUGAAAGCAAGAUCCGCCUGGGGGGUCCACUUGAAGGGAACCUUAGGAGAAGUCAGAACAUGCAGAGGAGCAGCAACAGAACUGAAAUUCCUAAUAAACUUCCUAUAGAAGUUAGCAAAUCCUAGGAACUGCUGAACCUUUUUCCUGGAGUCUGGUGUGGGCCACUGGGAUACUGCACUGACUUUCGCAGGAUCCAUUUGGAUAUGAUUAGGUGAGACUAUGUAUCCUAAGAAAGACACCUCUUCUGUGUGGAACUCGCACUUCUCUGCCUUGACAUAUAGCUGAUUAUCCAGUAGUUUCUGCAAAACUU
Pseudoliparis swirei is the source of this 1372-nucleotide messenger RNA. RefSeq lists its product as uncharacterized. The record is from RefSeq and is a predicted model, not a curated record. Lineage: Eukaryota; Metazoa; Chordata; Actinopteri; Perciformes; Liparidae. Gene Ontology annotation, cellular component: cytosol. Gene Ontology annotation, molecular function: aldose reductase (NADPH) activity. The transcript has 9 exons. The coding region runs from base 86 to 1000 and encodes 304 amino acids.